ACGCGGUUGCCAUGGUAAUGAACGCCCAAAGGGGCGUGUUGGUUUGUGAGUCGCUAGGGUUACUGGGCCUCAAGACUCCCUGGCCGGGGCGGCGGGGUCACCUAUGGGCCAGUCCAAAAGCAAACCCAAAGAGAAGACAGAUGAGGAGCAAAAGACGGUCCCUACCAAUUUUGUUGCAAAAUCUAAGGAGAAAGUAAUGGUAACGGAGUCCAAGCAGCUUGACAUGGAAGCCUUAAAUCAACCUGCCGACACCCUGCUGUUAGCGGCAGGGACAUCCAAGCACUCAAGGCCUUCCUCUUCCUCUGAAGACAAACCUGAUACAAAACAAAAGUCGAACAAGAAGAGAAGUGUCAUUCCACAGAUCAUCAUCACCCAAGCCUCGAAUGAGACGCUAAUGAGCUACGGCCUCGAUGAAAGUGAAGAACAGAGAACCAUUCAUGAACAGGCUGACUGGGGCCCUUACUACCGACACAGGAACCCCAGCACAAUAGCAGCCUAUGACAGACACAACACAGAAUAAAUGAGAGCUCCCGGGAGCUGUGAUUGUUUCCUGUGAUCUGAGUGUCAGCUAGGCUGACAGAAGGGCCACCCUUCCCUGUGUUGACACUGAAUGCCCUUCUCUGGUCCUUGAGGUUCUGUCUCAGCGCCUAUUUGAGUUUCCUCAAAGUCCUCAGCAUCUUAAUGGGGAGAGGGUGGCUGGCUCAGAGAGUAAAUGACAUGCCCCCCCCCCCGCCAAGUCUGCAGUAAAGGCUAGUCUGAGAUCUGUUAAGUUCAAGAGCAGAGAGGCCUCGGCUGGUGGGACACUAGCUUGACUGUCUGUACUGAAGACUCAAAAAAAAAAAAUGUAGUGUGUCCUUGAACUGAGCAGGGCAGCAGGAUACUUAGGAUUUUGGCAAUAGCCUGUGAAUGCUGUCUUGUUUUUCUGGCCCAUGGACGAAGGAACUUUAUAGAGAAGGGCCACUAGGAAUCCAAACAUGUGCCAUCUUUUCAGUUGACUCCUCCCUAGCAAACUUCAGGUCAGGCUGUAUCUUGAGAGAAUGCACCUACCAGCCUCUUUUCUUAUAUGUGGCCUAGUAAAAGUGUAUUUUCUUCAUUAA
This is a messenger RNA of Myodes glareolus (Bank vole), 1097 nucleotides long. It is a transcript of the gene Spata33, whose product is annotated as spermatogenesis associated 33. Gene Ontology annotation, cellular component: nucleus; cytoplasm. The record is from RefSeq and is a predicted model, not a curated record. Lineage: Eukaryota; Metazoa; Chordata; Mammalia; Rodentia; Cricetidae.